Molecule: messenger RNA, 1372 nt
Organism: Drosophila eugracilis
Lineage: Eukaryota; Metazoa; Arthropoda; Insecta; Diptera; Drosophilidae
Gene: sro
Product: D-beta-hydroxybutyrate dehydrogenase, mitochondrial
Exons: 2
Coding region: 363-1370 (335 amino acids)
Molecular function (GO): oxidoreductase activity
Source: RefSeq, a predicted model, not a curated record
AGGUAUAUUAGGGUGGACCAAUGGUAUCUAUCUCCACAUAUGCAAGUCGCACUCAAGGGAAACAUUGUUUAUGAAAGCUUUUCAGUACACUUUUUAAUUAUCUUUAAAUGUAAAAAAUUUGAUAUUUCUUCACAAAAUAGAUUAAAAUUAUCUUAAAACCACCUAGCAAUGUUGAGGACCAGCCUAAGUAGCAGGUAAAAACACAGCAGUAUUCUUCCAUCCGUCCACAGAUAAUGGUUACAUAUUUAUACAGAAUGCAUAUAUUCAUUUUCGGGUUUGCCUUAUUUUGCAUUUUUUGGGAUCUGUUAUUUUCGGUGCAGUGAAAAUCGGAUCUUUGUUUUAGUUACUCGAGAACUGGCGAUAUGAGCGGUAGUCAAUUUCUUCGCGCCCUGGGACGAACGCUGGGAUUGGGUAGAAACCAGCUGAAGGUCGAUAGCCGACAUGUGGUGCUGAUCACGGGAUGCGAUUCGGGACUGGGCCACUCCAUGGCCGUUUACUGCCAUGAGUCCCUGCAGAUGACCGUGGUUUCCUGCUGUCACAAUGUUAAAUCCGAAGGAGCAAAGCUGCUGCAGAGUUUAAAUUCCUCUAAGGACGGGCUUACCAGGAUGCACACCUUGGAACUUGAUCUUCUAGAACCCGACUCCAUUCGCCAGGUUCAUCAGCAGCUUAGGGAUAUACUGGCCAAGGAUCCCAGCUAUCGGCUAACAGCACUUAUCAAUAACGCCGGAGUAAUGUGCUUCGGGGAAUUCGAGUGGCAGUUACCCGAGCAGAUCGAAACGCAGAUCAACUGCAACCUGCUGGGCACCAUGAGGCUAACCCGUGAAUUGCUUCCACUGCUCCGCCAGCAGCAGGGCAGGAUUAUCAACGUGACCAGUCACUGUGGACUGCAGGCUCUUCCUGCAUUGGGUCCCUACGCCGCCUCCAAGGCCGCCCUUAGGUUUUGGACAGAUGCCCUACGAGUUGAACUCCAGCAAUACGGCAUGGAGGUGGUUAAUUUUAUACCAGGAUCCUUUGUCCUGGAUAGCAACAUUGCAGCGCGUCAGCAGCAGCAUGCUCAGAAGAUGCGGGAAGCCUUCAGCCAGGAGCAACAUGCUCUUUACGACACCUACUUCGAAGCCUUCAAUAGUUACCUGAAAAUCUUAAGCGGCUUCAAGCCACCCAAUAGGCUGAAGAACGAAUCUUUGCUGGCGAAAUUCAAAGAUGCCUUGACCAGCUCCCAACCCUUAGCAUUGUACAUCGAGGAACCCCGCAGAUAUCGCCUCUAUCGUUGGCUCUUUUCGCUUUGUCCCACUCCGCUGGUGGACUGGCUCACCGUGCGCUUCUGCGCCAUGCCCACCUAUGAGUCCACAAAUAGGCAGAAGAAGAUUUAGAU